AGCGCUGUGUUGCAUGCGCGAAGUGGACGGCUGUUUGCUUUCUCUGGAAACACACACACAGACACACACACACUGGUUUGGCGUUGACUUCAGUUGCAAUGUGGCAGUCCGACAGAUGCAGGAACAUCUCGCCUUCAGCCUGAAGCAAUGCAUGAGGACUAGAGUGUUGCGUGACAUGUUCGAAGAACCGGGAUGGACAGGUGGCUCUGCUAGACGACGUUUCUCUCAUGUCUUGCUUGUUCAAGCAGAUACAUGAAGCGGCAAAAGGUUUUAAGCCAGAGCAACAACACUCUAAAGAACAAACAAAUGAGCUGUCUUUAACAUGAUGCCUCCAGCUACUUACACAUAGGGUUGAUAUAUGGACAAGAGGAGUACGAUACAAAAAGAGAGACACCGGAGCGGCGAUUCCGUCGCAGGCUAUGGGGGCCAUGGUGACCUAGAGUCAGUAUUCGUUUCUUGGCAGGACAACUUCAUUCCAGUUUAAUCCCUGCUUUAUCUCUUGAUCUUCUACCUCCUUACCGGAGUGAGGCGCCACCCUCUCUCUGUUUCUGCCACCCACUUGGCCAAGACAGCUAUGGCUGGAGUGAGGAAGUUGGCACGAGUAGUCAGGCACCAAGGUCUCCAUCGCCUGAUCCUUGCACUCAUCCUCUUCUGUCUACUCUCCAUGGCCUACUUGGCUUAUCAUGUCAGUGCUGGCCCCAAGAUCAAGGAGGCCCCUGUGCCGUUACCAUUGGGGGACUGUGUAGCUACAUCGGUUGUUGGUGGCGGACAAAGGACUCCACUGUUCCUGCCAUCGCAGGUCAGCCAGCGGCGACACUCGGUGAGGAUAGCAGACACCUCUCGGACGGAGCCUGUGGUGUUACUCUUUGUGGAAAGCAUCUACUCCCAACUCGGACAAGAGAUCGUUGCCAUUUUAGAGUCGAGCCGCUUUCAUUACCGCACUGAAAUUGCACCGGGGAAGGGUGACAUGCCUCCUUUGGCUUGGCGAGGCCGUGGGCGAUACACGCUCAUCGUUUAUGAGAAUCUGCUUAAAUACGUCAACUUGGAUUCGUGGAACCGCCAGUUACUGGAUAAAUACUGCCAAGACUAUGGAGUGGGAAUCAUUGGCUUCUAUCGAGCAAAUGAAAACUCCCCAUCCAGCGCUCAGCUUAGAGGCUUCCCUCUCUUCUUGCGUUCAAACCUGCCACUUUGGGAUUACAGAGUCAACCCUGCUGCACCCCUGCUCUACAUCACCAAACCUAAUGAGCUGGAGCCUGGCCCUCUUCCUGCAGACAACUGGACCACCUUCCUGUCCAACCACAGCACCUAUGAGCCUGUACUGUUAGCUAGCCCUAGACCAGCAGAACCCAAUCAGCUCCCAACACAUUCACACCAACAGAGAGCACUGCUGGCUACGGUUAUGCAGGACUUAGGCCUUCACGAUGGGAUCCAACGGGUGUUCUUUGGAGGUAGCUUGUCUUUUUGGCUGCACAAGCUGCUUUUUGUGGAUGCUGUGGGUUAUUUGACUGGCAGAAGGCUCAGCCUCUCGUUGGACAGAUUUUUGCUUGUGGAUGUGGAUGACAUCUUUGUUGGAAAGGAGGGGACACGCAUGAAAGUGGCAGAUGUCGAGGCGCUGCUUCACACGCAAAAUAAACUCCGUUCUCUGGUACCUAAUUUCACCUUUAAUCUGGGAUUCUCUGGAAAGUUUUUUCAUACAGGUACAGAUGAGGAAGAUGAGGGUGACGACACGCUGCUUCGACACCGGCAGGAGUUCUGGUGGUUCCCGCACAUGUGGAGUCACAUGCAGCCUCAUCUCUUUCACAACGUCAGCGUACUCGCAGAACAGAUGAGACUUAAUAGACAGUUUGCACAGGAGCAUGGGAUCCCCACGGACAUGGGUUACGCUGUAGCCCCCCAUCACUCAGGUGUGUACCCUGUGCACAGUCAGCUCUAUGAGGCCUGGAAGAGUGUAUGGGGCAUCAAGGUGACCAGCACAGAAGAGUAUCCUCAUCUCAGGCCUGCCCGCUACCGCAGGGGCUUCAUACACAACAGCAUACAGGUUCUCCCCCGGCAGACGUGUGGGCUUUUCACACACACCAUCUUCUACAAAGAUUAUCCAGGAGGCCCUCAGGAGCUUGACAAGAGCAUUCGUGGAGGAGAGCUGUUUCUUACAGUGUUGCUCAAUCCGGUUAGUAUAUUCAUGACUCACCUGUCAAACUAUGGCAACGACCGGCUGGGCCUGUACACCUUUGAGUCACUGGUGCGGUUUGUGCAGUGCUGGACUCACCUGCGCCUGCAGACGCUGCCUCCCGUCCGCCUCGCUCAAAAAUACUUCCAAAUUUUCCCUGAUGAGAGAGACCCCUUGUGGCAGAACCCAUGUCAUGACAAGAGACACAAAGACAUCUGGUCCAAAGAGAAGACAUGUGACAGACUGCCCAAGUUUCUUGUGAUUGGCCCUCAGAAGACCGGAACUACUGCGCUGCACUCAUUUCUUGCCCUUCAUCCUGCCAUUACCAGCAGCUUCCCCAGCCCCGUCACCUUUGAGGAGGUGCAGUUCUUCAGCGGACCAAACUAUCAGCGUGGCAUUGACUGGUACAUGGAUUUUUUCCCUGUACCCUCAAACGUGAGCACAGACUUCCUGUUUGAGAAGAGCGCAAACUACUUUGACACUGAAGUUGCCCCAAAGAGAGCAGCCGCCUUGUUACCAAGAGCAAAAAUCAUCUCUAUACUCAUCAACCCUGCUGACCGCGCAUAUUCCUGGUACCAGCAUCAGAGGGCUCAUCAGGACCCUGUGGCGCUAAACUACACGUUUCACGAGGUGAUCUCUGCAGGGCCGUCGUCCCCCGCAGCUCUGCUGUCUUUGCACCGCCGCUGCCUGCAGCCUGGAGCCUACAGCAGCCAUCUGGAGCGCUGGUUACACCACUACCAACCAAGUCAGCUGCUGAUUGUGGAUGGUGUGCAGCUGCGCUCCAGUCCUGCUCAGGUGAUGGAUGGGAUUCAGAAGUUCCUUGGAGUCACUCCGUACUACAACUACACACAGGCACUGACGUUUGAUGAGAGUAAAGGUUUCUGGUGUCAGAAACUGGAAGCAGGACGUACUCGCUGUCUGGGAAAGAGCAAAGGAAGGAAGUAUCCAGAAAUGAGCCUGGAGUCGAGGGUGUUUCUGUCGGAGUAUUACCGUGAGCAGAACGUGGAGUUACUCAGGAUGUUGAAACGUCUCGGUCAGCCUCUGCCCAUUUGGCUCAGAGAUGAACUGCACAACGCCAGUUGGAGCUGAUAAGAACCUGCAUAAGAAGAACCACGGCAGAACCCUGCUCCACACAGGAGAACUCGGGGCCCGUGUGCGGCAGGAGCCCAGAGAGGACUGACCCCUCUCGCCCUCCAUACUCCGCACAGGAUCUGAUGGAAUAGACGGGCCGAUCACUCUGUCAGUCUGAAUGAAGCCCUCAGAGUCAGAAGAGAAGCUCUAAACCUCGUUAUGGGAACUUGUAGUGGACGUUCACGGAGUCAUGGAUAUGGAAAUGGGAUCGACCCGAUUGGACGGCUUCAGAAAGACUUCUAGAGAGGUUGAAUAUCAGUUGUGAACUGGCUGUUUUGAAAUGCAAAUCUAGUCUUCUAGGAAGAGAGGGAAUCGUGCAAAACCUCUAGGAGCAUUUUGUGGAAAUACCCAUGAAAGGAAGGGACUAUGAGAGGAUUAUUUAAAUUUUAUUCUCAAAGUCUUUAACUCUGCUAAGCAGAGAAGUAUUUAAAUAUGUCUCAUACAUUUAUGCCAUCUUGCUGCCUUUCUCAAAACAGUUGCUGUUGAAGUGAUUUCUGUUUGAAACAUUGUGUAGCCCUAGAAGCAAUGAAGAGUCAAGGUUCAUACAUGUGGCUACUUUUAGCAGAUUUUUUUUAGUAUUGAAUGAACUGGGCAAUUGUUUCUUUAUUAAAAUUCUCAUUUUGACUGGCUGCAGUAUUGUUGAAAAGCUUGGGGUUGGUAAGAUUUUUUAAUGUUUGUGAAUGAUCGCCAAGGCUGCUUUUAUUUAAUCUAAAAAAAAAGUAAUGUGAAAUAUUAUUAUUAUUAUUUUAAAAAACUCAGUAAAUCAAUUUUUGUAUAUUUUGUUAUUCCUGUAAUAGCAGGAAUACUUACGUCUUCAGUGUCACAUGAUCAAAUAUGUUGAUUUGUUGUUUGAGAAUUUUUUUUUUAAUGCAUUAAACAUUGAUGUAUUUUUCUGGGUUCUUUAAUAAUUAGAAAGUCCAAAUGAACAGCGUUUAUUUGAAAUCGAAAUCUGUGAUAAAUUUGCUUGCUGAAUCAAAGUACUCAUUUCUUAAAACUAAAAUCUUACUAAUCCCAGACUUUCGAACACUAGUGUAUGUGAUCUGCAAAUAAAAGCACUGUUCCAAAACUUAGCAAGCAUUUCAAGAUAUCAUAGCUAUUUAGGCAGGAAAUAUAAUUGUUCUGUAUUUUUUCCCCACACAUCAUGUACUCACAUAGAGAAAAAUACAUCGUAGAGCAAAGAGUAAAAUAAUGCACCGACACAAGACAGAGCAGGGUCAUUUAGAUAUGAAGCGGACUUAGCUUUCAAAUUUUGUCAUUUUCAUUGAAAUUCAAACAAUAAAUACAGUUUUGUUGAUAUCAUUACAGAUCACUGUAGUUCUGUAGAUAGAUAAUCAACUGAUUAUCUGUUUCUCUUUACUAGUUAUGAAAUUAACAUGAAUGAACAUUCAUGAACAAAGUAUCUUGUUUCAGUCGUCAGUUAACAUUUUUUCAAGGUUAAGUCCACUCUCCUGUCUGCUUUGUCUGUCAAACAAAAAUGGCAGAUUCGGCGUUAUGAUUGGUCAGAUCACCUGUCAAUCAUUUAAAUCAUCCAGUGUCCCACGAUAAUACUUUUGUAGGUAGUAGACCAGAAGGAAGCGAACUAUGUUCUGGAACAGUCCAAUCAGUGCAGAAUCAAUGCAAAACUGUUUUUAUAUGUGCCAAACUAAACGUUGAUACAUUGCUGCCACACACAUAUUUUUUCCACUCAAUUAUGUCGUAAUAACAAGAUAUGUCUUUAAAACAACAUAUUUUCUUGUAAUAACGAGGUUAUGUCGUUAAAAACAACCUUUUUAAAGUUAAAACAUCUUUUCUCGUAAUAAUGAUGUUGUUAAAACUACCUUUUUUUUGGUAAAACAUUUUCUCGUAAUAACAAUGUCAUUAAAAUGACUCGCUAAAAACAUAUUUUUCUCGUUAAAACGACACCUUUUCUCAUAAUGAGACGUUAUUACGUCAUUAAAACAUUAAAACAACCUUUUUCGGGUUAAAAUGACAUUUUCUCGUAAUAACGAGAUGUGUUGUUAAAACGUUAAACUUUUAAAAAAUUCUCGUUAAAACAAUUUUAUUAUGGUUUAUAUUAUGUGAGUGAGCUAAGCGAUUGUCAGCGCUGCUGUCGCCACAGCACAUCUUGUUAUUACGAGAAAAAAAAUAUUUUUACAAGAAAAGAUGUUGUUUUAAAGACAACGCAUUAUUAUGAGAAAAUAUGUAAUUUUAACGAGAAAAGGAUUUCGUUUUAAUGACAUAAAAUUUUAUUACAUGAGAAAAUGUCGAUUUAACAUCAUCUCGUUAUUCUGAGAAAAGAUGUAAAUUUAACAUUGCGUUAUUACAAGAAAAAAAUGUCGUUUUACAGAGAAAAGUAUGACAUUUGAAUUGUUAUUGCGAGUGAAGAUGUCAUUUUAACGAGAAAAGGAUGUAGCGUUUUACGGCAUAACAUUUUGUUAUUAUUAGAAAAAAGAUGCCGUUUUAACAAGAAAAGAUGUUUUACUGACAUUAUUAUGAGAAAAGAUGUUUUAACAUAUCUCAUUACAAGAAAAGAUGUUUUAACAACAAAUCACAUUACGAGAAAAGAUGUUUUAUCAACAAAUCACAUUACGAGAAAAGAUGUUUUAUCAACAAAUCACAUUACGAGAAAAGAUGUUUUAAUGACAUCACAUUAUUACGAGAAAAGAUGUUGUUUUAAUGACGUAACAUUUUGUUAUGAUGAGAAAAGAUGACGUUUUAACAAGAAAAGAUGUUUUAACAACAAAUCACACUGAGAAAAGAUGUUUUAAUGACAUCACAUUAUUACAAGAUGUCAAUUUAACAAGAAUGUUGUUUUAAUGACAACAUCUUAUGUGAAAAGAUGUUUUAAUAGCAUAUCGCAUCAUUACAAAAAAAGAUGUUGUACUGAGAUAAUUGUUGUAAUGAGAAAAGGAUGACAACAAAGGAGAAAAGGAACAACAUUUCGUUAUUACGAGAAAAGAUGUCGUUUUAACAACAAAUCACAUUACGAGAAAAGAUGUUUUAAUGACAACAUCACAUUAUUACAAGAUGUAAAUUUAACGAGACAAGAAUGUUGUUUUAACAACAUAUCGCAUUAUUACGAAAAAAGAUGUUUUACUGAGAUAAUUCUCGUUUUAACAAGAAAAGAUGUAGUUUUAAUGAGAAAAGGAUGUUUUAACAACAUAACAUUUUGUUAUUACAAGAAAAGAUGUUUUAAUGUCACAACAUUGCAUUGUUAUGAGAAAAGAUGUUGUUUUAACAACAUAUCACGUUAUGAGAAAAGGUGUCAUUUAAAUGACAUAACUUAUGUCAUAAUUGAGUGGAAAAUACUAUAUGUGUGGCAGCAAUGCGUCACCGUAAAAUCUGGAAAACCUUCUUUUUUUGGGGGGGCAAAAUGAGAAUUACCUAUGCUGUAUUGCCAACGAGUGAAUGUGCAUUGUGUAUGUGUAGCAACAGUUGGAUACAUAAAAAUGAAUCAACAAUAUGUUGUGAUCCCAAGUCAUGUCUGGUGUUCAAUUUAAGUGCACACAUUGGGAAAUAAAGGCACAGAAUGGAGACGGGCA
Labeo rohita (rohu) is the source of this 6819-nucleotide messenger RNA. RefSeq names its product N-deacetylase/N-sulfotransferase (heparan glucosaminyl) 2b (gene ndst2b). Lineage: Eukaryota; Metazoa; Chordata; Actinopteri; Cypriniformes; Cyprinidae. Gene Ontology annotation, molecular function: heparan sulfate N-sulfotransferase activity; deacetylase activity. The coding region runs from base 575 to 3256 and encodes 893 amino acids. The transcript has 14 exons. Gene Ontology annotation, cellular component: Golgi apparatus. The record is from RefSeq and is a predicted model, not a curated record.